Molecule: messenger RNA, 774 nt
Organism: Linum tenue
Lineage: Eukaryota; Viridiplantae; Streptophyta; Magnoliopsida; Malpighiales; Linaceae
Source: the annotation of a GenBank genome assembly
AUGCCGACUUUCCCAUCAGCGGGAGACCACCACCACCUGGUCGCUGCUCUCCCCAAGGACAUCCUCGUCGACGUCCUCGCGAGGGUAGCCUCCCAAUCGCCGGCCGAUCUCGUCAGCGCAAAGCUAACAUGCAAGGCUCUGCUGGAAGCAUCCGGCAAGGACUACAUCUAUCGCCACGUCAACAUCGCCGAGUUCCCUGUUAUCUCCUGGAAGAGCGACCUUUCUCGCGUUUUGUUCAUCGAUCGAUGCAUUACCAGCGGCAACCCGGAAGCUCUGUUUCGCCGGGGGUUGAUUGAGUACCUCAGCACCCUGGAAAUUGAUUCGGGGCUCCGGCAUUUGGGAUCUGCCGCAAGGUCGGGUCACCCGGAAUCCGUCUACAUCUAUGGGCUUCUCAUGCUUUGCCAAGGCCAGCAGGAGGAAGGGAUGGCUCUGCUGCGGUCUCUCAAAGGAGGAUCGCGGUGGCUGGAGAUGGUGAGGUACUGCCGGGAGAGGGUCAGCUCGGUAGUCAGGUAUAGGUGGGUGAGGAAUUUCACGAUUUUGGCUGGGCCGGAGCAGAAUCGAGGGAGGAUUUGCAGUUGCAGGCAAGAGAGAUUCGCCGUGCUGCCCUCGCCGGAGAGUAUGGGUAGAGGCAGAGAAGGGUGGGCGUCAAAGGAGGAUGCGGAACUAGAUUUCUACGCCAUCAAUCGGUGCCGGUCAUGUUUUUGGAACCAUGAAGCGGCGGCUUUUUGCACCAUGUUGAGAUGCGGAUCCUGGCUUUUGAAUUAUGAUAACUGA